CCGAUUCGUGAUUCUAUCUGCAGUUCAGUCGGUUCGACGCUCAUUAGAAGUUUGUGAAGUGUGUAUUCGGCGAUCUGACUCGAGCUGUGCAGGAUGAGCAUCAGGUGUGUGUGUCCGUGAGCUGCAGGAGUGAUGGCCGGCAGGGUCAGCUUCGGCUCUGAUCUGCACACCGAUGUGGAGAGUCCGGCUGAUGAAGAUGGGGUUCACGACUCGUUCUGUCAGCUGAUCGAGGAACAGUGUUAUGAUCUUCAUGAUGAUGGGAUCGAGAUGAUCCCGCUUGACCUGGAGGACGAGAGCAGAGAUGAUGUGGUGUAUCUGGACGGUCCGGCUCGUCAUUGGUCAGAGAGUCUGAGUGAUGCGCCGCAGCAGACGGAUAAUCUGAUUGGAGAGCGCUGGUCAUCUGACACACUCAAAGUGCUGUCCUCCAUGCCCAGCCGCACCAUCGGGCGCAGUCGAGGCGCGAUCAUCUCUCAGUAUUAUAACCGCACCAUGCAGCUGCGCAGACGCAGGCAGAGCCGACCAUCCAUCCAGCACUUCCCUCGCUCCGCACGGCCCAGCAUACGAGGGCACGGCGUGGAGAUAGACGGAGCCGGCUUCCAGGAGGAAGAGAAUAAGAGGGAGCGCUUGGUGAAUAAUCUGCAGAAUCUGUCUGUGAGUGAUCGAGUGCGGAUGCUGAGAGCCAUGCCACUGAGUCUGGCAGAGAAGAAAGAGCUCCGGAUGUUGGUGCUGAAUAAAGGCGAGCACUCUCUGUCUGAGAAUCAGAUUCCCUGCUGCAGUCAGCUCAAAUACUACAUCAUCAUCGCAGUGCGUCACGGCUGGUACAGCUGGCUGUCGCUGGUCUCGUCUCUGCAGUUGUGGCAGACAGCUCUCAAGUGUGUGUCUGGCCGCUUCGGGACGGGUGUGCUCUCCUACUUCCUGUUCCUGCGCACGCUGCUGUUCUUCAACAUCUUCCUCUUCCUGUUCACCGCGCUGUUUCUGGCCGUCCCGCAGGCCGUGCUUCCUCCAUCGCAGGACACACACACCAACAGCACCAGCAGGAGCUCAUGGGGGCUCGAGGUCCUCACUGGGGCUGGUUAUUUCUCCGACUCAGUGCUGUAUUACGGUUAUUACAGUAAUCAGACUCUGCAGUCAGGCCGCCGCUGUUCUCAGAGCAGUAACGGGACGUCCUGCGAUGCCGCUUUCUCUUAUAACAUGCCCCUGGUUUACUUCUUCACCAUCGGUGCUGCGUUCUUUAUCACCUGCAUCAUCCUUGUCUACAGCAUGUCGAAGUCGUUCGGUCGGAGUUUCCGCAUCGGUAAAUCUAAAGGUCUGCUGGCCAUAAAGGUGUUCAGCUCCUGGGAUUAUAAAGUCAGCAAGAAGAGUUCAGUGAGACUGCAGAGAGCAAACAUCAGCACACAACUCAAGGAGCUGGUGGCAGAAGUGAACCGUCAGCAGCUGAAGUCUCCACUUCUCCAGAGGUUGUUCCGGAUCUUCAUCCACAUGCUGGCCUGGAUCAUGUGUUUGGGAAGCACGCUAGCAUCCGUGCUAGGUGUUUACUACUUCUCUGAGUACAUGCACAAGGAUCUGCGCAGUCGUGUGCGCUCCAGUUCCUCUGAUGCUCUGCUGCUGCUAAAGGAAGCGAGUCUGCUGGCUGUCCCAGUGCUGGUGUCCAGCAUUAAUCUGCUGCUGCCAGGAUUCUUCAACGCUGUGGCCUGGAUGGAGGAGUAUGACUCUCCCAGUGUGCUCAAUUACGUCUCCAUCAGCAGGAACCUGCUGCUGAAGGUCAGUGUGUUGGGUGUGUUGUGUUACCACUGGCUGGGUCGUGUCGCAAUGAACCCUGACAGUCUCAGUCUGCAGUGCUGGGAGAGUUUUGUCGGGCAGGAACUCUACCGUUUCCUCCUAAUGGACUUCAUCUUCAUGCUCCUCGACACUUUCUUUGGAGAGUUUCUGUGGAGGUUGUUUUCUCAGAAAGCUCUAAAGAGGAAGAGGAAGCCUGUGUUCGACAUUGCCAGGAAUGUGCUGGAGCUCAUCUACGGACAGACUCUGGCUUGGUUGGGUGUGCUGUUUUCUCCUCUCCUGCCAGUGGUGCAGAUCAUUAAACUGCUGUUUCUUUUCUACAUGAAGAAGGUGAGUCUGAUGAUGAACUGUCAGGUGUCUGGGAAGCCCUGGAGAGCGUCUCAGAUGACCACCAUCUUCAUCACACUGCUCUGCUUCCCUUCAUUCCUGGGGGCCGCAGUGUGUGUCACCUACACCAUGUGGACUAUACAGCCAUCAGCCGGCUGUGGGCCGUUUCGGGGUCUGAAGACGAUGUUCCAGGCCGGUAAGCUGUGGGUUCGGGAUCUGGCGCUGGCGAACCCCAGUCUGUGGUGGCUGGAGUCGGCACACACGUAUCUGGUGGAGAACCCGCUCUUCCUGUUCCUGUUUGCCGCCGUCUUCCUGAUCGUGAUCUACUUCCACAGUCAGGUGCUGGACGGCCAGAGGAAGAUCAUCGAACUCCUUCAGGAGCAGAUCGAGAACGAGGGCGAGGAUAAGAAGUUUCUGAUCAUGAGACUGCAGGAUAUUCAUGAGCACAGACGAGUCCGUGGACAACGAGACACCGGGGGCUCCAGUUUUUCCUGAUGAUCUUCACUGAUGUAUCCAGACGAUCUUCAUGAUGAUGAUGAUGAUGAAGAGCACACCGGAUUAGGUUUGGGACGCUGGUUUGUGGUGUUUUCUUGCCAUCUUCUGUAUUGGGACACUUUUAAAUUCGACUGUGAAAUGUGGAAAUAUUAAAUAUUCACUGUUUACUUUCAUUCUGACGCCAGAAACUGGAUCUUGUGUUUUACACACUGUGAUUGUUGUUAUUAUUAUUAUUAUUAUUAUUAACAGAGUUUUCAGAACGACAUUUUUAAAUAAACAUAUUUUUAUCAAA
This is a messenger RNA of Danio aesculapii, 2890 nucleotides long. RefSeq names its product transmembrane channel-like 6b (gene tmc6b). The record is from RefSeq and is a predicted model, not a curated record. Gene Ontology annotation, cellular component: plasma membrane. The coding region runs from base 133 to 2598 and encodes 821 amino acids. Lineage: Eukaryota; Metazoa; Chordata; Actinopteri; Cypriniformes; Danionidae. The transcript has 21 exons. Gene Ontology annotation, molecular function: mechanosensitive monoatomic ion channel activity.